AUGGGCUGCCGCUGCCGGCUGCUGCUAUGGCUCGGAGCAGUGGGCGCCACUCUCUGCUCCAACUUGGAGUUCCAGGUGCCUUUUGUGCCAUCCUCAACCACGGAGCCACCAGCUUCACGUUCCCACGACGCUCAUGCCCGCGGCCCACCUCGAGGUUUGGAGCUAGCUUCUCCCCUUGAAACCCCAGACUCUGAGGGGCCUUGGGUGUUCUUCACCUGUGGGGCCAGCGGCCGGCAGGGGCCCACACAGACACAGUGCGACGGGGCGUAUGCGGGCAGCAAUGUGGUGGUGACGGUGGAGGCCGCAGGGCACCUGAGGGGCGUGCAGCAGUGGCGAGCUCCCCGGUCUGGCCAGUACCUGAUCUCAGCCUACGGAGCCGCGGGCGGCAAAGGCGCCAAGAACCACUUGUCUCGGGCGCAUGGGGUCUUUCUGUCCUCAGUUUUCACCUUUAGUCGCGGGGACCCACUCUACAUCCUGGUGGGACAUCAGGGAGAGGACGCUUGUCCAGGAGGGAGCCGGGAGAGCCAGCUGGUCUGCCUCGGAGAGUCUCUGGCCGAGGAGCACGCGGCAAGCAAUGAUUCCGAAAGGGUCCGGGGGUCGCGGAGCUGGGCCGGGGGCGGCGGGGGUGGCGGAGGCGCGACCUACAUCUUCCGGUUGCAUGCCGACGAGCUGGAGCCGCUGCUGGUGGCGGCCGGAGGCGGUGGUCGGGCCUACCUGAGACGGCUCGACCGAGGCCAAACCCAGACCGCCCCCGAGAAGCUGGAGACCCGCACGGCGGCGCCUGGGAGCGGCGGGCGAGGCGGGGCGGCAGGUGGAGGGGGCGGCUGGACGUCGCGGGAGCGCUCGCCGCAGGCUGGCGGCUCACUGCUGGAGGGAGCGGAGGGCGGCCAGGGCUGCGCAGAGGCCUGGGCUGCUCUGGGCUGGGCCGCGGCCGGAGGCUUCGGGGGCGGUGGCGGGGCUUGCACUGCCGGUGGAGGAGGCGGCGGUUACCGCGGAGGUGAUACCUCAGAGACUGAUGUCCUCUGGGCCAAUGGGGAAGAUGGGGUCUCAUUCAUACAUCCCAGCAGUGAGCUCUACCUGCAGCCUCUGGCAGUCACAGAGAGCCACGGAGAGGUGGAGAUCCGUCUGUACUUCAACUGCAGUCACUGCUCUUUCAAAGAGUGCCAGUGGCAGGCAGAGAUCCAGUUGGCCAGGUGUAUGUGCCCAGAGGGCAUGCAGCUAGCUGCAGAUAAUAUUACUUGCUUGGAUCAUCCCACUCCCACAGGCUCCCUGGUUAUGAUGGUGGCUGCGGUGGCAACCUUGAUACUGAGCCUCCUUGUGGUGUGCAGGGUGCUAAUUCUGGUCAACCAGAGGUGUCUGGGCCUAAGGAGAACGAGGCUGCCAGGCCCUGAGCUCAGGCUGAGCAAGCUUCGUACCUCGGCCAUCUGGACAACCCUCAACCCUUACUACCGCCAAGUGGGGUUUGGCUCAGCCCAGGCUUGGCCUCUUCCCCCAGGGCUCACUGAGGUUUCCCCAGCCAAUGUCACUUUGCUCAGAGCCCUGGGUCACGGUGCCUUUGGGGAGGUGUACGAGGGACUGGUAAUUGGUCUUCCCGGGGAUCCCAGUCCUCUGCAGGUGGCUAUCAAGACCUUGCCAGAACUCUGCUCCCACCAGGAUGAGCUGGACUUCCUCAUGGAGGCGCUCAUCAUCAGCAAGUUCAGCCAUCAGAACAUCGUGCGGUGUGUGGGCCUCAGCCUCCGGGCCGCCCCUCGCCUCAUUCUGCUGGAACUGAUGUCUGGGGGCGACAUGAAGAGUUUCCUGAGGCACAGUCGACCCCACCUGGGCCAGCCAUCACCUCUGGCCAUGCAGGACCUGCUGCAGCUGGCCCAGGACAUUGCCCAUGGCUGCCAUUAUCUGGAGGAAAAUCACUUCAUCCAUAGGGACAUUGCAGCCCGAAACUGCCUGCUGACCUGCAGUGGAACCAAUCGAGUGGCCAAGAUCGGGGACUUCGGAAUGGCAAGAGACAUCUACAGGGCCAGUUAUUACCGAAAGGGUGGCCGGGCCUUGCUACCAGUUAAAUGGAUGCCCCCAGAGGCCUUCCUGGAGGGCAUCUUCACAUCCAAGACAGAUUCCUGGUCCUUUGGGGUGCUGCUCUGGGAGAUCUUCUCCCUGGGCUACAUGCCUUACCCUGGCCGAACCAAUCAGGAGGUACUGGACUUCGUUGUUGGAGGAGGCAGGAUGGACCCUCCCCGGGGCUGUCCAGGGCCUGUGUACCGUAUCAUGACUCAAUGUUGGCAGCACCAGCCUGAGCUUCGCCCCAGCUUUGCCAGCAUCUUGGAUCACCUUCAAUACUGCACCCAGGAUCCUGAUGUGCUGAACUCACCCCUACCAGAAGAGCUGGGGCCCACCAUGGAGGAGGAAGGGACUUCUGGGCUAGGGAGCAUGUCUUUGGAAGGCAUAAGAUCCCUACAACCUCAGGAAUUGAGUCUAGGGAACUUGAAGAGCUGGAAAGAGAGCCCCUUUGGACCUUGCCUGCCCUCUGGCCUAAAGUCCCCCAAAUCCAGGUGCCUCCAGCCUCAGAACCUUUGGAAUCCUACAUACAGCUCCUGGGUCCUGAGGGACCGUGAGGGUGAAGACUCAGGCAUUGAUACCAGUAAUCGCUUCUCCCUGCACUCCUCCCCAGGCAUCUAG
Molecule: messenger RNA, 2670 nt
Organism: Elephantulus edwardii (Cape elephant shrew)
Lineage: Eukaryota; Metazoa; Chordata; Mammalia; Macroscelidea; Macroscelididae
Gene: LTK
Product: leukocyte receptor tyrosine kinase
Exons: 20
Coding region: 1-2670 (889 amino acids)
Biological process (GO): protein phosphorylation; regulation of neuron differentiation; cell surface receptor protein tyrosine kinase signaling pathway
Cellular component (GO): signaling receptor complex; membrane
Molecular function (GO): transmembrane receptor protein tyrosine kinase activity; ATP binding
Source: RefSeq, a predicted model, not a curated record